AAGAAGCCGAUUACGUGAAGUUGGGGAAAAAUCGGACGCGCUUGUUUCCAGCUUGAUGUCUAUUCAGAUCUUGAUUCUUGUCAAUGGAUCAGGACGACAAAGUCGGCAAUAACGAAGUAGCGGAUGAAUUGCAACAGCCAACGGCUCCAUUGACAGGCGGCCCUAGCCGAUCCAUACCUUCCAUACCCACAGAUAAUGAGACGAAGCAAAAGAUACUGGAUAUCAUAGAUCAUCAGUUCGAUUUGGAGAUCUACCUUAAACAGCGUGAAGUAGAAACGAUACGACAAGAGAUCGCGAAAGCGGAAAGGACGUUGCAAGAUUUGAAUCAGGCAAUCCAGAAUGAAACCUUGGCGGCUGCUUUACCUGAGACCGUGCAUUAUACCCGACGCUCUGCUCAGUCUUCGUAUUUCCCUCCUGUGUCCACUUAUUUUCCGGCAUCCACAUCCGCAUCGACACCACCGCCACCAGUGCCACCGCCACCUUCCAAGAAGAAAUUGGGCAAAGCUGUACAGAAAACUCAACUGUAUGGAAGACGCAACGAUGGCGUCUAUGUUCGACUAGCAUGUCCUGCGUGUCAACGAGACGAUUUCGCGAAUCAGCAAGGAUUUCUCAACCAUUGUCGGCUGGCCCACAAUCUUGAGUUCGGUCCUUAUGAACAGAUCAUGUUGCGAUGUGGCACACCGGUUGACGAAUCAGAAGUACCACUGGAUCAUCCUGCUCGCACUCGUCCUGUAACUAAGCCUGUGAGCACAAAGAGCUUGUCGCUCAAGAAAAAGGCUCGCCCAACAAUCAAGGUCUUUGAGGAGGAUGUGGAUUUGGAAUUAGAUCAGGAUAAACAGGGGAAAAAAGCAACAACUACAUCGGCCAUUGUCACCGUGCCGGAUAUCCCCACCACGCCGGAUGCAAAAGAGUCAGCAGAAAGCAGGACAGAUAUUGGAGAUCUAGCGCCUGAACCUCGGUCACCUGCAUCGCCCGCACCUCGACAUAAAGAAGCAUUCAAAUCGUUACCAGAUAAGACAACACAGCAACCGUCUAAAGGAGAAGAGACUGCAUCUUCAAUGGAUGAAAAGCACGGCGACAAGGAACAAACAGCUGAACCCGGAGAUGCGAAAGCUCAAAGCGACCAAAAUCAACCUGUAGAAUCUUUUGCUGCUGCUUUAUCAUCUACGGAUGAUGCAGGAUCACGCUUCUAUAUCAAAAGACGCAUCAUCGUUGGCAAUGUCAGCAAAUUCAUAGCACCAGAGAAACGGGAUCCUACGUUGAGUCAUUUCACCCAUAAAUGGAUGAUCUAUGUUGUGGAACCGCCACAGGUAAGCAGAAAAGUUGACUACGGAUCACAAGAGCUACAAGACUCAAGUGCAUCAUAAGACGCAAGAACUAGCUGCAUUUAUCACCGGAGUACGGUUUCAUUUGCAUCCGAGUUAUAAACCCCACGAUGUGAUUGAUGUGACAGAACCACCUUUUCGGUUAACGCGACUUGGGUGGGGCGAAUUUCCUAUCCGCAUCCAAUUGU
Molecule: messenger RNA, 1513 nt
Organism: Radiomyces spectabilis
Lineage: Eukaryota; Fungi; Mucoromycota; Mucoromycetes; Mucorales; Radiomycetaceae
Exons: 7
Coding region: 84-1367 (427 amino acids)
Biological process (GO): regulation of DNA-templated transcription
Source: RefSeq, a predicted model, not a curated record